GCUAAGCUCUAGCGGCCCAAUCUCCUUCGUCCUUCAAACCACGAUGGUAUGCAAGAAAUGUGAAAAGAAACUUUCCAAGGUUGCGGCGCCUGAUCCAUUUACAUCAAGCUCCAGCAGCAUCAAGGAUGGCUCACGCAAAGUUGGGGAGAACAAGCUUCUCGCACGGCCAGGCAGCUCCAAGAAUCGUUUUCAGCCGUAUCAAGGGAAAUGUAAGGACUGCAAGUCGACAGUCACCCAGAAUAAAGCAAAGUACUGUCAUGGGUGUGCAUAUAAGAAAGGUCUUUGCUCAAUUUGCGGGAAGCAGAUCCUGGAUACUACAGGCUAUGUCAUGUCGAGCAAGUAAGCCCGCAAAGUUUUAGACGGAUCACGGAUCUUUUGUUGUCAGUGUUGCUUGUGUAUACUUACAAAUGUGUUACCGUGUCCAUCGCUUCCAGGAUCUAAGAUUCAGGACGCUAUCCUCUUCCUUGGCAUCCAGA
Molecule: messenger RNA, 476 nt
Organism: Guyanagaster necrorhizus
Lineage: Eukaryota; Fungi; Basidiomycota; Agaricomycetes; Agaricales; Physalacriaceae
Exons: 5
Coding region: 44-343 (99 amino acids)
Biological process (GO): cytoplasmic microtubule organization
Molecular function (GO): microtubule binding
Source: RefSeq, a predicted model, not a curated record